GCCUCUCCACCGGGAUCGUCAUUCCAGCCAUGCAUGUACCAGCAUCCUCAUGAGCUGACCACGUUUCAAAGGCCUCCCGCAACAAGGGUCUAGAAGCUCAUAUUGGAAGGUCCAGAUAUGCAAUCUUGUCACGCCUCAUUCGGGUUUCAUCCGCCAUCCAAUGAUCUAGACGUGUCUCACUGCUGACCGGAUCCACUGGCGAUGGCCUUCCCUUUAAAUACGUACAUAGUAGCAAAAGUGGGCACGGCAGGCUGCCCCAUCAGACAUCUGUCAGAUCUGACUCCUCCUUUCCUCCCCUUGGCAGCUCCAUUUUGUCUCUCACUUCAGCCCCUGCGCUGUCGCUCCUUCUUCAUACAUACACCCAUCACCAGAGCUGCCACUCCUUCCAGCUCCAUUCGCUCUCUAUUACACUUCUUCAACAGCAUCAGCCACUAGCUGUGGUUUCUAUCAGGGUUCCAUAGACCGCCAGUGCCAUUCAACGCUAUAUCAACAUCAACAUCAAUACCUCAGCCUGGUUUCUAGUGCAUACUACUAGUCCGCGUGGCAUAUUGAUCCCACUCAGCGUUCUGAUUCGCAAGCCUUAUACAUACCCAGCCAAAUAAAAUGUAUAUCUCCAAGGUCCUUCUCGUUACCUGUGCGGCCUUCGCCCCGUUCGCCUCUGCUGCGGUGCAGGCCAAACCCACAGAUACACCUGUGCCCGUCUCAAGCACGCAUGUCGCAUCCUCGCCGCUGGCACCAACUCCGACUCCCGUUUCGCCCAGCCCCCUUCAUACAGCCAGCAGCAGUGUUAUCAUCAGCAGCAGCAGCAGCGUCAGAUUCUACCCCAGCUCCUCCGCUUCGCCAAGCCAUAUGGCAAGUUCUAGCCGUCGCGUCUCCAGCUCCGCUAUUUCCAGCUCCGCUAUUGCCAGCUCAUCAGCUUCUUUCACCAGGUCAUACAUCACCAAGGCAUCAGCUCGCCCGACAACCACGACAUCGACUGACGCGGACUCAAAAUCGAACUCAAACUCUGGUUCGGACUCUGAAUCCGCUACUGCGGCUGCAGCAUCUGCUACUCACUCGGGGGCCGCCGCUCCGGCCGUCCAGCUUUCUGGAGGUGUGGCUGCUGGGGUCCUCGCCGCUGCAGGAUUUAUCAUGCUCUAAAGUACUACUAGUGAUUACUAGUGGACUGCUGUCUUAUGGUCAUGCCUCUCGGUAAUACCAGAGUGGCAUGGAUAGCUGUCUGCACCAAAUUUGAGUAUCAGAGGGUGAUGUGGCAACGAGAAAGGAACUCCUAACGACAACUCGCUGAGAAGAAGCAUCCCAUAUAUGUACUAUCGUCAAAUUAUGAUUUUGAGCUCUCCUUUCGGACAGCAGUUCCCUCUCGUGUGUUCACUUUUCAUCAUGUUUAUAGUUCACUAGCCUUGCAUAUGUCCAUCUGACGGGUCGGCAGCGCUCGCUUAUCUGUCAAAGUUGUGACAUUAGUACCUUGCACCUUCUUUAUUUUCGUGUUCAUGCAAUUGCUACUAAUUGAUUUUCUCUCUUUCUUUCAUUAUUUGCCUUUGUCCACUUAGUAG
Aspergillus welwitschiae is the source of this 1553-nucleotide messenger RNA. Its product is annotated as putative extracellular serine-rich protein. Bases 604 to 1140 code for a protein of 178 amino acids. Lineage: Eukaryota; Fungi; Ascomycota; Eurotiomycetes; Eurotiales; Aspergillaceae. The transcript has 2 exons. The record is from RefSeq and is a predicted model, not a curated record.